Molecule: messenger RNA, 3353 nt
Organism: Dichomitus squalens LYAD-421 SS1
Lineage: Eukaryota; Fungi; Basidiomycota; Agaricomycetes; Polyporales; Polyporaceae
Exons: 15
Coding region: 258-1334 (358 amino acids)
Biological process (GO): glucan catabolic process
Molecular function (GO): hydrolase activity, hydrolyzing O-glycosyl compounds
Source: RefSeq, a predicted model, not a curated record
CCGCAUUCCCAUUCAUCGUGCCUCGACGUCCGGGGCCUUGCUUCCUGCCCUGUCUCCUGCAGAUACGCCCGACUUUCGAUCCGUGCCGUCCCCGCAGCGUCGUUCAGGGUCUAUUGGGUCCCUGUUAGCUUCCGUACUUCUCAUCGCGUUCGGUGCCUCUGUCAGGCCGGCAGAAGCAUCGUAAGACCCGCUUUAUAACAAUCGUGCCGUCCCUCUUGGCGACGCGAUUGCCCUCGCUUUCCCCGUGUCCCACCAGUAUGUUCACCGCGUUUUGGGUUGCGUAUGCGUCGUUUCUUCUACCCUCUGCGGUCCGGGCUGCGGCGCAGUACAACAUGGUGAAGGAAUACGCAGGGGAGUCGUUCUUCGAUGACUGGACUUUCUACAAUAAUGCGGACAACCUAACCCACGGGAAUGUCAACUUUCUGGGGAACAAAGACGCUUUCCACGAUAAUCUCGCAUUCACCAAUGACGCUGGCAAUGCGGUCAUGAAAGUCGACAAUACCACCCAGUUAAAGUUCGGUCAGAACCGCAAUUCCGUUCGGCUCUCCACGAAGGACCAGUUCACGGUGGGCUCAGUCUGGGUUGCGGACAUACUCCACGUACCAUACGGGUGUUCAGUUUGGAGCGCCUUCUGGUCUUCUGCCCCAACAUGGCCAGUGGGAGGCGAAAUCGACACGUUCGAAGCCGUCAACCAGGACCCGAUGGGUCACAUGGGACUGCAUACUAACCCAGGAUGCACGCAUUCGUCCAACGCCGUUCAGUCUAGUACUCUUAUCAACUCCACGGAUUGUUCAAUCGAUGCCAACAGCAACCAAGGCUGCAUCAUAACAAAUCCGAGUCCAGCUUCGUACGGCGAAGCUUUCGCGAAUGCUGGCGGUGGCGUGUAUGUCACAGAGUUCGCCAUAGACGGCAUAUCAAUCUGGUUCUUCAACCGCACGACACUUCCGAGUUCGUUGCAAGGAAACGUGAGCACGAUUGACACCGCGACUCUCGGGAUACCGGUAGCAAACUGGCCCGCGGACGACUGCGCCGUCAACGAGUUCUUCCAGCCCCAAGAAAUCGUCUUCGACAUUACGUUAUGCGGUGACUAUGCCGGGGCCGCAAGUGUGUUCUACCAGACGUGCACGGGCGUUUGUUACAACGACUACGUCCUCGGAGAUCCAUCGUUCUACAACACCGCUUAUUUCGAGGUCUCUUACCUGCGAGUUUACGGCGAGCCCGGAGAGUUGACCGUGAUCCAGCCCUCAAGCGGCGUUCGAUCCGUGGGGCUAGGGCGGUUCGCGACUCCUGCUCUGGUCUUGGGAAGCCUACUCGCGCUUGUCUGGGCUCUGUGAGGUCUAACACAGUGACAUCGCAUCUGCGGUUCUUUAUUUCACCUCCCGUUUCCAUACUUCGUAUAUCAUACAGCACGACCCCAGACUACAUGCUUGCGGCGGACAUGAACGCGGUAUCUAUAUCACUCUAGAGUCGAGGUGUUAUACCACUAGCUAGACAGGCCGCGGACAUUCUCCACUUGUUCUCCACCGGUCUACACUUUCAGAACGCAACAUUCAUAUUGUCGUUCAGUACGUACCGCAUUGGACCCGAGCCACGUCUGUGGCAAAGUGUAUCAUCAAGCCUGACUUCCUUUCCUCCGAUGUCCCGGCAUUUUCUUUCACGCGACCACGCAUCGUGCCGUCACCGGCUCGUCGGUUUGGGCGAUUCGCUGUCGCGCAAAGGCAAGUUGUGCAAAGAUACCCGCUUGCAGUGCUGCUACCACCAUUUCCUGCUCGUGUUCUCCCACCAUAUCGCGUGUCUGAUGGCAGCCCGCGGCACUGGCGUGUACGGUCAAGAUCGCCUCUGGUAAAUCGCGCGCUGGUGCCGAGCGCGCUGCCUUUUCCGCGCGUCUUCUCCGUCGCCCCUAGGCUUCUUUCCGCCUUCAUGCCCUCCCCUCGGGACAGAGUUUGCGAUCCAGCAUGCCAUGAGGUCAGCACGGUUUGCACGGAGACUAGCGUUUCGGGCUCGCGAUUCUGGCUUGGUAGGAGAAAAUUCGACCCCGGCGUUCCGAUCAAGCCCAGCUGGCCGCCCAGCGGUGCUCUCAGCCGUGCUCCGUGUCAUCCGUUCCAAGCCAAAUGAGGCUGGCAUGCAUGCAGCAAGUCUGGGAUCAUUCAGGAAUCACCGCAACUCUAGCGGUCGUGGGCCGUAAGCGAGCUCCUACUUAGAGUCCCCCGUUCAAGCAAGGGACGCAACCGCACCUUUCGCCGACGUCCCCCCCACCAGACAGCACUCCUGCAAUGCCGAUCGCCACCAUGGCUGUUAGCAGCAGCUCGACCUUCAAUAACCAGUCGAGGAAUGGCAAUGUUUUGUCGGAUACCCAACACCUGUUCAGCGUCGAGGGUCUCGUCGCUGUCGUAACGGGCGGCGGCACAGGUAUUGGACUUAUGAUCGCAAAAGCUCUUGAACACAACGGGGCAAUCGUAUACAUCGUCUCACGACGCUUAGAUGUCCUUGAGGCUGCUGCAAACGAACACAACCGCCGACGUAAUCUCAUCCCGCUGCAAGGCGACGUGACGGACCGCGAGUCGAUGCGGGCGGUCGCACAGACAAUCCGUGAGCGACACGGGUUCAUCAACCUUCUCGUGAACAAUGCUGGUCUAGCCAGAAAUUUCUUGCCGAAGCUUCCCGGGCCAGGCGAGGUCGAUAUGAAGAAGUACCAAGAGCUGCUCUGGAACGCUGGCACACCUCAAGACUUCGCAGACUCGUUCGACGUCAAUGUGUCCGCUGUAUGGUACAACACCGUCUGCUUCCUCGACCUCCUCGAUGCGGGUAACAAGCGCGGAAACAUGCCCGGUGUCACCAGCCAGAUCCUCACAGUCUCAAGCGGCGGAGCCUUCCGCAAGGACGACAAAGUGUUUAGCGUGUCCUAUACCCUCAGCAAGUCCGCAGCGACACACUUGGGCAAGAUGCUCGCGUACUUCCUCAAGGACUGGCAAAUCCGAAGCAACGUCAUCGCGCCAGGCAUCUUUCCUUCUGAAAUGGUCGACGGCCUCAUCUCCGAUGAAUACGUCAGAGCCGGCGUGCCGCUGCACCGCGCUGGCACGACGGACGACAUGGGCGGUCUCAUACUGUUCCUGACAAGUCGAGCUGGUGCCUAUCUAAAUGGAACUGUACAGUUAAUUGAUGGCGGCCGCCUCCUCCUCUAUCCGUCCAGCUACUGAUCCCGGCGCGGUCAGAUGCGCCUGGGGCGCACAUGGGAUAUCUUGGAUCUCACUAUACUAUACUGAGCAUUAGGCGCAGAUGUACGUCGACGUUACGGAACACACUUGUAUCACUAUCACGCUACACUGGAUUAAUCGUCUGAGCCAUGCGUUUCC